UUUGCAUUCAGAAAGAUAAUUAUGAAGAUUUUCAUGUGCAUGUGGGUUGUUUGCAGCUCAUUAGAAAUUUUGCAAAACAAUAAUGAUAUUAUAUAUACAUUUAAAAUAGGUUUAUGUGUGCUUUACAUAGUGACACUGUAGAAAAAAACUUGUUCUUCAGCUGCUCGUAUAUGAAUUUAUCGUCCAUAGUCUCUUACGUUAUGCCUCUUGUGCCCAUGCCAAUUAUAUGCAUUUGAUAAACAUUGUUUACUCCCUAAACAAUUGCCUUAAUUGGGAAGUUUGGUGUUUGUUCAUUCACUGGUUACUGCAAUGUGAUUAUCACCCUAGCAUCUGAGUUGAAAACAGUUCGAAGAAUAUUUGAAAACUUCAAAGACAAGAUGAUCCAUUUUAAUUAAGAUGUAUUCGAAGUGAUCACAUAUCACUGUCCUUUGAUGUGUUUACUUUUCCUUGUUUGCUUAAAAUUGGCACUGGGUAAAACAGAAAUCUUACUUUGAAAUUUGUGUUUCCGAAUAAAGCCACCCAGCUCAUAAUUCAACAAUAAAUAAACUUGUUGGUAUUUGCUUGAUUUCAUGUUCAUUUGGAGUUAUCACUGUUAAGUUUUGAGUUAUGAUAAUGUAACAUGUUUUAACUACUUUUAUGUAUGUUAACCUUCAGCAAAGGGCUGAUAGACGUUCUUGUUUACUUUUUAUUUUUGUAUACUUGCAGAUCUGCUAUUACUAAAACAUUUUUGAUGUUGUGGAGCAUGAUGAGAAACUGACUAGUGUUUCUAUUGUGUAGCCAAUUCAAAUUAUAUCAUAGUUAUUCUAUGGAAGUGAAGAGUAAUGAAAAGAAAUUGCAACAGUGCUUAGUACUUUAGGUGAUUUUUAUGAAAAUGUUUACCGUUUUCAGUACUGCAAUACAGCCUACAAGUAAAUAGAAUAUUUAGUUGUGCCUGCAUGUAACAUGCAGCUUACUGUUGAGUAGUUUUCCAAAUCAGAAUGAGGUGAUUAAUAUAAAAUGGUUGCAUUUUUUUCUUCUUGUAUUUUCUAUAUUGCAAUAUUGAUGAAUCUGUGUUGUAUACCAGAAAUAAAUGAGAUUAAAGGAAGAUUCCAAAAAACCUGCAAUAUAAUUCGACACUAAUGGUUCAAACAUUUGUCUUGAAAGGCUUUGAUACCACAUUGGUAAUCAGCUGAAGACUGACAAUAAGUUACAAAAAUAACAAAACAAUUUUAGAUUGGCUAGCAUUCCAUUUAUCUGUCAAAUCUCUUCCUUCAAGAAACACAUUCUUGUUGUGUGGAGGUGGAUUUGGAGGAUUUGGGACAACAACUACAACUGCAGGUUCUGCAUUCAGCUUUUCUGCCCCCACUAACACAGGCACUACUGGACUCUUCGGUGGUACUCAGAACAAAGGUUUUGGAUUUGGUACUGGUUUUGGCACAACAACAGGAAGUAGUACUGGUUUAGGUACUGGUUUGGGAACCGGACUGGGAUUUGGAGGAUUUAAUACACAACAGCAGCAGCAGCAAACUACUUUAGGUGGUCUCUUCAGUCAGCCUACACAAGCUCCUACCCAGUCCAACCAGCUGAUAAAUACUGCGAGUGCUCUUUCUGCUCCAACGCUGUUGGGAGAUGAGAGAGAUGCUAUUUUGGCAAAAUGGAAUCAACUGCAGGCCUUCUGGGGAACAGGAAAAGGGUAUUUCAACAAUAAUAUUCCGCCAGUGGAAUUCACACAAGAAAAUCCCUUUUGCCGAUUUAAGGCAGUAGGUUAUAGUUGCAUGCCCAGUAAUAAAGAUGAAGAUGGGCUAGUGGUUUUAGUUUUCAACAAAAAAGAAACAGAGAUUCGAAGCCAACAACAACAGUUGGUAGAAUCAUUGCAUAAAGUUUUGGGAGGAAACCAGACCCUUACUGUAAAUGUAGAGGGCACUAAAACAUUGCCAGAUGAUCAGACAGAAGUUGUUAUUUAUGUUGUUGAGCGUUCACCAAAUGGUACUUCAAGAAGGGUUCCAGCUACAACGCUAUAUGCCCAUUUUGAACAAGCCAAUAUAAAAACACAAUUGCAGCAACUUGGUGUAACCCUUUCUAUGACUAGAACAGAACUUUCUCCUGCACAGAUCAAACAGCUUUUACAGAAUCCUCCUGCUGGUGUUGAUCCUAUUAUCUGGGAACAGGCCAAGGUAGAUAACCCUGAUUCUGAAAAGUUAAUUCCUGUACCAAUGGUGGGUUUUAAGGAACUUCUCCGAAGACUGAAGGUUCAAGAUCAGAUGACUAAGCAGCAUCAAACCAGAUUAGAUAUCAUAUCUGAAGAUAUUAGUGAGCUACAAAAGAAUCAAACUACAUCUGUAGCCAAAAUUGCACAAUACAAGAGGAAACUCAUGGAUCUUUCCCAUAGAACUUUACAGGUCCUAAUCAAACAGGAAAUUCAAAGGAAGAGUGGUUAUGCCAUUCAGGCUGAUGAAGAGCAGUUGCGAGUUCAGCUGGAUACGAUUCAGGGUGAACUAAAUGCACCUACUCAGUUCAAGGGCCGACUAAAUGAAUUGAUGUCUCAAAUCAGGAUGCAGAAUCAUUUUGGAGCAGUCAGAUCUGAAGAAAGGUAUUACAUAGAUGCAGAUCUGUUACGAGAAAUCAAGCAGCAUUUGAAACAACAACAGGAAGGCCUUAGCCAUUUGAUUAGCAUCAUUAAAGAUGAUCUAGAAGAUAUAAAGCUGGUUGAACAUGGAUUGAAUGAAACCAUCCACAUCAGAGGUGGUGUCUUUAGUUGACAGUUCACAAACUUGUGUAAAGGUUUGUGAAAUGCAUCUUCUUACUGCAUCAGACCUUCCUUAAGAAUGAAACCGACCAUGUGGAGGGAAAAAGAAAACAAUUCUCUCUUGGCUUGGUUUUUUGAGAAGUUUACUGACAAAUUACUGUUCAUCAAAUCUGAAAUACAGUCACCUCACAGCUCUUCAAAGAAAACCUUUGAAAGAUUUAAAUCUAAAAGCUGUAUUUACUUUAAAAGGAGAAGUGCAUAAUUACCAAAAUUAUAUGUACUAUUGUACAUUUUUCAACAACAUUUUCUUAAACAUAAUCUGUUUAAUGAUUAUUGUCCACUGAGCCUGUACUCUGCCUUCCAUACCAAGUAAAUAUGAAAUAAUAAUCUACUUUGCACAUAACAGAAGAAACUAUAAUUACUUGGCUGUUGGAGAUUUGUGCUUCAGAGUAUCCAUGUACACCAGUUUUUAUAUUUGUGAACUCAUCUGUGGGAGGAGUAAAGAAAAUCCAAAAGCAUUUAAUGUUUUCUUUUUGUUCUAUAAAGAUGUGAAAAUGUAUUUUUAUAUUAUUUUACUUAUUUGGAAUUUACAGAGCACACCUAAGCAAUUAGGAUAUAACAAAAUUACUUAACCAUUUUUGCAACCAUUUCGUUUUUUAAGCCUUUUUAUUUCUAAAAAGAUGAAAACUUAUAAAUAAAUUCUUAAUUUGUAAUU
Molecule: messenger RNA, 3440 nt
Organism: Nomascus leucogenys (northern white-cheeked gibbon)
Lineage: Eukaryota; Metazoa; Chordata; Mammalia; Primates; Hylobatidae
Gene: NUP54
Product: nucleoporin 54
Exons: 12
Coding region: 1755-2738 (327 amino acids)
Biological process (GO): nuclear pore organization; protein localization to nuclear inner membrane; NLS-bearing protein import into nucleus
Cellular component (GO): nuclear pore central transport channel; nuclear pore
Molecular function (GO): structural constituent of nuclear pore
Source: RefSeq, a predicted model, not a curated record